GAUUUAUUUGCUGGUUUGUACAGCAUACACAUAUGUCAUUCAGCAUUUUCAGAGCACUCAGACCGCAAAAGCGUUGUAACAGUCUGAAGAGCCAACCAAACGGAAGGUUGGUUCGUUAUAAGUGCACCAACACCAACGCGGCCGCCGAGAAGACCGAGGAUGUCACCACAACGAGGAUUUGGCAAGCAGACAACGCCUACAAUACUCGCGUGAUAUUGCCUGGGCCCGCUCAGCUCAGCUCUGAAGACCCAAACCCCCUGUAUGAUGAAGGCACUGCCGAGAACAGGUCAAAUGAGGCCAACGCCGACUUGUCAGAACAGGAAAUUCUAGAAAAGAGCGAAGCGCGCCUGGGUCGCUUCAGACAGGCCAUUUUGGACACACACGCAGAGCUCAACUUGGAACAUGAAGAGGACCUGCUGCCCAACGAAUUUCCUCAAGGGCCUCUGACGAUCAAGGGCGCGUUCGGGACCCCGGAAGCACCCGUUCUGAUACCUUCGAUCGAAAACGAGCGCAUUGUUGGAUGCCAAGGCGGUGCUGGUCCACGCUUCCACGACAUUCUGUGGCACACCGUUAAAAAGUCCAAGCCGCUCUGCUGCUUAGAAUGCGGCCAGAUAUUCCGUCUCGUCGACUACAUGGAAUGGCUUGACUGGGCAGCGUACGAAUGGGAGGUUAACGGUCAAAACACAAUCCAGUUUUUCCUACCUGAGCAGCAGUAGAAAAAUCAAUGUCUUGAAGAGGUUUUUUUUGUAAGUGUGCGAGAAGCCACAAAAAACAGAGAGGCGUUAAUAAAGGGUGUAGAAAAUGCAGAUACACGUAAGAGGUAUCUGAAUUAUAUCAGUUGAGCGGCGCUGCUGCCGGGACGAGCCGCCAAUUGUCG
Messenger RNA from Schistocerca gregaria, 877 nucleotides. RefSeq lists its product as uncharacterized. The coding region runs from base 33 to 716 and encodes 227 amino acids. The transcript has 3 exons. Gene Ontology annotation, biological process: mitochondrial electron transport, cytochrome c to oxygen. Gene Ontology annotation, cellular component: mitochondrial envelope. Lineage: Eukaryota; Metazoa; Arthropoda; Insecta; Orthoptera; Acrididae. The record is from RefSeq and is a predicted model, not a curated record.